GUAUGAGUGGAUUGUCGAGGUAGCUUAAAGGAUAACAGCACCGCGCUUCCAGAGAAGCGCCGACCCGACCUGAGAAUGGGAGCCCCGCGCGUUGUUGCGUGCUUACUCGCAGUUUUCUUCCCAGCCAUUUGUCAAGGUCAGCAGUACUGGGGUGGCUACGGUUGGAGAUUUGUGAGGCACCCUUUAGUUAAUGAAGCAUGUGAACGCGCCUACCCUGUGGACGAGGCUACUGCAGUAAGGGCCACAUGCCGGUACCCCUGUCAAGGCUGGCCUGUUCGUUACGCUAAUGAGCAAGAUGGUACUCCAUGUCAACUGUCAUGGUGGCAACAAGGAGUUUGCUUCAGAGGUCGUUGCAAACGACAGUACCUGGUGCCUUCGAUACCUUCAGUGCCAAAAGAUGAAGAGAACAAUGUUCAAGCGCGUCCAAACCCUGCGCCUAGACUGCUGUGUAGAAAUCGCCAACGUCGGCUAAAAUUCCCAGCUGUUGUUCGCUCCUGUCAGUUCGUAUGCAAGCAAAGGAGGAAUGCUUUCUUGGCCAAUGAAGACAAUGGAACACCAUGCUUGGCGUGGGGAGGACAGGUUGGCUACUGUGACCAAGGCGUGUGCAAGGCUCUUGAAGCUACUGCUGCGCCAACCACAGCUCAAGCAACCUCCACUGUGGUUUCGACACCAACGGAGCUUCCAGGUGCAUCAUCUGUAAGCAGUAACGCACCAGGUGUCACUGCCACAGCUACUGAAGAGGACGUUACUGUUGCACAGAGUGCCGAAUCUACAACGGUAGCUACAACACCAGCACCAGUGCCAGCUGUUCCAGUGGUCAGGCCACCAUGGCGACCUGGUUUCGUCGGUGUCAAGUGUGACAGGGCUUAUCCGGCUAGAGUUAGCAGUGGACGAGUGGCUAAGUGCCGCUUCCUAUGUGGCGGCUAUCCUACCCUUGGCAUAGGCUUUGAAGAGGAUGGAACGCCUUGCUGGAGGAAGAAAACAAUAGAAGGAGUUUGCAUUGACGGCCUAUGCAAAGCACUGCCCCCUACGACUGAAGCUACAACAGUACAGGAAGAGAGCAGCACUACGUCUUCUUCGGCUACACAGGCUGGCGCAUUUGAAACCAUGGGAUCUGACGAAUCCUCCACUCAGUCGACCCCAGACACGGAAAACGUGGAAACCCUAUCAACUUCCCCGUCCAGUAGAGUGCAAGAAGGUGAUGACACGAACAUUAUCCAGGGUGUCACAGCUGAAGGAGCUGAAAGUACCACCGCCCAAUCGGAAUUGGUUACUUCUGAACAGCAGACGGGUCCUGAAGAGCAGGCCACAACCACAAGUUCUUCGCCAAGCGAAGAUAAACAGACGCAUACUGAGGAAAACGUGAGUGAAGCGGCAAAAUCUGCCACGACUGUGGAAUCUCGACCAACUGACAACACAGGUAAUGUUGUUGAAGUGACUGCAGCCCUCGAGCAAACAACAGUUGAAUCUGUGCCCGAAAGCACAGUUGUGCAAACGAUAGGAGCCGAUCUAGAUGGAAGUGGGCAAAAGAAAACUCCGUCAGCCGAUGAGGUGACAGCAUCAAAUGAAGUAGAAGGUGAUGAGGCGCAGGGGAGUACUGCCACUGAUGCUGUCAUUGGUGAAGGCGAAGAGGAAGGGUCCGGAAACACUGACGAACAAACGGAUUCCAGUGUUUCUUCCCAGGAUGAUACAACAAGCAGCAGUGGUGUUGAGGAAGUUGUGGCUGUAGUUUCUGAGACGAAUGCUGUCAUUGUAAAUGCAUCUACUCAGCCAGCAGCUGAAGCAACAGCCGAUGGUGACACCAAGCCGGAAACUGAUGAGCCACAAACAAGUCAGGCAUCUGUCACGACAGCAGGAUUCCAUGGUAGUACAAAUGCCGGAGCUUAUGAGCGAGGCGGAGUGUCCUUCACUGAGGUGGAUCAUGAUGCACAAAGCCCAGCGUCAGCAGUCACAGGAGAUUUUGAGGAAGAUACUGAAACACAGAGCACCGAUAAAGAAGUGGUUGCUGUUGUGACCGUAUCGUCUCUGGAAAAUCCUGCUGCUUCAGCUCAAGAAGAAGCCGUUGAUCAGGCGGCAUCGACUCCUGCAGCUGACCUGGUACCCACAACAGCAUCAAAUGAGGACGGGUCGAAUGUAGAACAGGAACUUACUGAAGAUGUCAGUUUCGCUACUACCGAACGAGCUAUUCAAGCAACUACGGCGUCGGUCGAAUCAGAGACUAUUAAAGUCAUCACAACUGUAACUCGAAAUGAGAUCAUUCGUCCAGUCGGGGCUGAUGACCUAUCAGAAGCCACUCUUGUUGAUACGACACGCACCACCUCCGUGGAAACAUUGCCUGUAUCUAAGCUGAAUGACACCAUCAAAACCACCAGAAAACAAUCCGACGUUUCUGUUUCCAGUGACAAUCCUAGCGUAGUUGAAGGUGAAACAGUUGUAGGGUCUCAAGACGGCUCUCCUGAUGGCGCUUUGGUGAAUGAAAUUGAAGCUGGGGCCACGACAGUUUCAAAUGCAGAAGCAGUAGACGUAGAAUUAGCUGGAACUGAAGCACCUGAAGAAAAAUCAGCGACUGUUUCUGAUGAAACACCAGAAAGGAUGACAGUUGUUGAUGAAUCAGCAACUGUUAAAGUUGUGACCAGUAUAACUGAAAAAGAAGUAACUAGACCUACUGAUGAGGAAGCAAACCAAUCUGCAGUAGCAUCCGUAGAUACGACGCAGACCACUUCUGUGGAAGCAGUGCCUCUAUCCGAAGUAGAAGACGAAGUCACUUCCAGUGAAGAGUCAGAGGUAUCUGAAACCCCCACCGAUGAUGAAGAAAAGUUACAGCCAGAAGAGGCUGCCGCUGAAGUUAGCACUUUUGCCGUUGCAGAUGAAGCUUUUGAGAGUACCACCGCUGCUGCAGCUACUGAGUCAGCUACUGUGAAGGUAAUAACGACAGUCACUCACAAAGAGAUUGUACGUCCAGUCGAUUCGCACGACUCUCAAUCUGAUACUACCGUGGUAGACACCUCAAAGACGACGUCAGUCGAGACAUUGGCGGUUUCUGAAGUGGACAAAUUGAGUACUUCUAAAGCGCAAGACUCCGCUGCUGCUGAAAGCACGACUGUGUCUGAAGAGGUGUUCAAGACCGUGCAGGAUGCCGCGGAAGUGAGCUCUGUCACCGUUGCCGAUGAAUCCUCUGAAAGUACAACCACGGCCGCAUCUGCUGAGCCAGCUACUGUGAAGGUUAUAACAACUGUAACUAGAAAAGAGAUCGUACGCCCUGUUGGCUCCGACGACUCUCCAUCGGACGCUACCGUGGUGGAUGCGUCAAAAAUCACGUCAGUAGAGACAUUGUCCGCAUCGGAUUAUCAAAACGCUGAUGAUUCCAACACAGUGCAAUCAGAAGUUGCGCCUUCAGGUGAAAGCAACGCCUCGGAGAACGAAUAUACGGCAGCAAAUGACGCGGUAAGCAGUGGACCAUCAAUAGUAAUCACUGAUUUCGUACAAAAAACAGCAUCUUCUUCCAAAGAACCCACUAAGGCGCCUACCAUUAAUGAAGAGGCCACUGACUCGCCUUAAGUACUCAACAUACCAAGCGCCAAGUUUAAAAAUCUCUAGUUUUCACAAUUUUGACAAAGCGUUUAUUCAGGUGUGCCAGCAGGAAAUCGUCUGUUGCCCACUAAUAAAGAGUGCCAUGAAUUGAGUUGCAUUCAGUGUCAUUGCUAAUUUAAAUUUAAUGAGGUGACAAUUAAAGGUUUAUGGCAAUAAUAUCAAAGGAAUAAAGGUCUGACUUCGAAAAAUU
Messenger RNA from Rhipicephalus microplus (southern cattle tick), 3781 nucleotides. RefSeq lists its product as uncharacterized. NCBI's taxonomy places the organism in Eukaryota, Metazoa, Arthropoda, Arachnida, Ixodida, Ixodidae. The record is from RefSeq and is a predicted model, not a curated record.